Messenger RNA from Rhododendron vialii, 3208 nucleotides. RefSeq names its product protein argonaute 4. Lineage: Eukaryota; Viridiplantae; Streptophyta; Magnoliopsida; Ericales; Ericaceae. Bases 157 to 2904 code for a protein of 915 amino acids. Gene Ontology annotation, biological process: regulatory ncRNA-mediated post-transcriptional gene silencing. Gene Ontology annotation, cellular component: cytoplasm. Gene Ontology annotation, molecular function: RNA binding; protein binding. The transcript has 24 exons. The record is from RefSeq and is a predicted model, not a curated record.
UCUCUCUCUAAAAAUUCCUCCUCUCAAGACCUCUGCUCUCCACUCUCGGCAGAGGUCUGCUGCUAAAUUAGGGUUUUUAUACGUCUCCGUCGCCAUCUUUUUGCUUGGGAAUCUUCAGCUUUGUGUUUUACCGACAGUUUGGUCUAGGAUUCGCCAAUGGAUUCCCACGAGGGAAACGGUGUAGGAAAUGGUGCAGGAAAUGGUGCAGGAAAUGGUGCAUCAGAGUCUUUGCCACCGCCCCCUCCAGUUCCACCAAAUGUUGAGCCGGAGCAGGUUCUUGAACCAGCUAAGAAAAAGGUGGUGCGCGUCCCGAUAGCGAGACGUGGUUUGGGAUCGAAGGGGAAUAAAAUUCCUAUACUGACAAAUCACUUUAAAGUGAAUGUCACAAAUGUUAAUGGUGACUUCUUCCAUUACAGUGUUGCUCUUUUUUAUGAAGAUGGGCGUCCAGUAGACGGAAAGGGCAUUGGUAGGAAGGUCCUUGACAGAGUUCAUGACACUUACGAUACAGAGCUCGCUGGGAAAGACUUCGCGUACGAUGGGGAGAAAAGUCUGUUUACACUGGGUCCUCUUCCUAGAAACAAGCUCGAAUUUACAAUUGUGCUUGAGGAUGUUGUGUCCAGCAGGAACAAUGGUAAUAAGAGCCCUGGAAGCCCCAACGAUGACCGGAAAAGGCAACGAAGACCGUACAAUUCCAAGACGUUCAAGGUGGAGAUCAGCUUUGCAGCGAAAAUCCCGAUGCAGUCAAUUGCAAAUGCUCUUCGGGGUCAAGAAUCAGAGAACUCUCAAGAAGCCCUGAGAGUUCUGGACAUAAUUUUGAGACAACAUGCAUCGAAGCAGGGCUGCCUCCUUGUUCGCCAGUCGUUUUUUCACAAUGACCCGAAGAAUUUCGUAGAUGUUGGAGGUGGCGUUCUGGGCUGCAGGGGCUUCCACUCUAGUUUCCGGACUACACAGGGUGGAUUGUCUCUAAACAUAGAUGUUUCUACGACCAUGAUAAUUCAGCCCGGGCCGGUUGUCGAUUUCCUUAUUGCAAACCAGAAUGUGAAAGACCCCUUUCAAAUUGAUUGGGCAAAGGCGAAACGGACCCUGAAGAAUUUGAGGAUAAAGACCAAUCCUGCGAAUACUGAGUUCAAAAUAUGUGGACUGAGCGAAAAGCCUUGCAAAGAGCAGAUGUUUUCAUUAAAGAAGGGAAAGGAUGAGGAUGGAGAAAUCCAGACUGUUGAAGUGACUGUGUAUGAUUAUUUUGUUAACCACCGCAAUAUAGAGUUGCGUUAUUCUGGUGAUCUACCGUGCAUUAAUGUUGGGAAGCCAAAGCGCCCUACUUACUUCCCUCUGGAGCUAUGUUCUUUGGUAUCCUUGCAACGCUAUACGAAAUCACUCUCAACUUUUCAAAGGUCGUCUCUAGUCGAGAAGUCAAGACAGAAGCCACAAGAAAGGAUGAGGGUUUUGACUGAUGCUCUUAAAGUCAACAAUUACGAUGCAGAGCCUAUGCUGCGUUCUUGUGGCAUUUCAAUCAAUAACAACUUCACCCAAGUUGAAGGCCGUGUGCUCCCAGCCCCAAAGUUGAAAGGGGGAAAUGGAGAAGACUUCUUUCCGAGGAACGGCAGGUGGAAUUUUAACAAUAAGAAAUUUGUGGAACCAGCAACGGUAGAGCGCUGGGCUGUUGUAAACUUUUCAGCUCGCUGUGACGUACGUGGCCUUAUUAGAGACUUGACAAGAAUUGGAGAAUCGAAGGGCAUUAAAAUUGAAGCUCCGUUUGAUGUAUUUGAGGAGAGUCCACAAAAUCGGCGGGCCCCACCUCCUGUUCGAGUGGACAAGAUGUUUGAAGACGUACAAUCCAAACUUCCUGGAGCACCUAAAUUUCUCCUCUGUCUGCUUCCUGAGAGGAAGAACUGUGACAUAUAUGGUCCAUGGAAGAGAAAGAACCUGGCUGAUUUUGGAAUUGUGACCCAAUGCAUGGCUCCAACAAGAGUCAAUGAUCAAUAUCUCACAAAUCUCAUCCUCAAGAUCAAUGCAAAGCUUGGUGGACUCAAUUCGUUGUUAUCUGUUGAAGGUUCUCCCUCUAUGCCCUUGAUAUCUAAGGUUCCUACCAUGAUUAUUGGGAUGGAUGUAUCACAUGGCUCUCCGGGCCAGUCUGAUGUACCAUCGAUUGCAGCGGUCGUCAGCUCCAGGAACUGGCCAUUCAUUUCACGUUAUCGGGCUUCUGUCCGCACCCAGUCACCCAAAGUUGAGAUGAUAGAUUCGCUUUAUAAGCGUGUUUCUGACACUGAAGAUGAUGGCAUUCUUAGGGAGGCUUUACUGGAGUUUUACGUGAGUUCAGGCAAGAGGAAGCCCGAUCAAAUUAUUAUAUUCAGGGAUGGAGUCAGCGAGUCGCAGUUCAAUCAAGUUCUGAACAUUGAACUGGAUCAAAUUAUUGAGGCCUGCAAGUGUCUGGAUGAGAAAUGGUCACCGAAGUUUGUGGUGAUUGUUGCGCAAAAGAAUCAUCAUACAAAGUUUUUCCAACCUGGAUCGCCCGAUAAUGUCCCACCUGGUACGGUAAUUGACAACAAAGUAUGUCAUCCCCGGGGCAAUGAUUUUUACCUAUGUGCACAUGCUGGAAUGAUUGGGACCACUAGGCCAACACACUACCAUGUCCUGUUGGAUGAGGUUGGUUUCUCGGCUGAUGAACUCCAGGAGCUAGUACAUUCUCUAUCCUAUGUAUACCAGAGGAGCACUACGGCCAUUUCAGUUGUUGCUCCGAUAUGUUACGCUCACUUGGCGGCCACUCAGGUGGGAACUUUUAUGAAGUUCGAAGAAUUCUCAGAGACAUCCUCAAGCCAUGGGGGGUUGACUUCUGCAGGGCCUGCACCUGUGCCUCAGUUGCCUAAACUUCAAGCUGCUGUGUGCAAUUCAAUGUUCUUUUGUUGAGGCUGGAAAUCCCUAAAAAACUCUUGCUACUUUAUGCAAAAUGACAGGUUAAACAAGCGGUUUGUUGUAAUAUUUUGUAUAUAUCUAUCUAGCUAGCUAGCUUUUGGUGAGAGCUUCGCCUGUGGAGGGCACUGGCUCAAGCAACUAACUUAAGAUACGGUUAGGUUGCAAGUCUGUAUUAUUAGGUUUAUCUGCGCUACCCUGCCAUGCACUUUGUUGGUUCUGAUUAUGCUGUGUGUAUCUGUGAAUGCUUUCCCGACUGGUAAAUGGUUUAAGUAUGAAAGUUUCGGAUGGUGUUGGGUUA